Molecule: messenger RNA, 1032 nt
Organism: Podospora anserina S mat+
Lineage: Eukaryota; Fungi; Ascomycota; Sordariomycetes; Sordariales; Podosporaceae
Exons: 2
Coding region: 1-1032 (343 amino acids)
Biological process (GO): nicotianamine biosynthetic process
Molecular function (GO): nicotianamine synthase activity
Source: RefSeq, a predicted model, not a curated record
AUGCCUCUUCUUGCCUCCUGGCUGCGCAUUGGUAGCCCCACAAAAAAGGUCGACGCAUGUUCUCGUUCGUCCCAGGAUUCUUUAACUAUUGUUGAGAAAGCCGACAUCCUUCAGAGCCAGAAGGCAGAUGCCAGGGAGGAAAAGGUUCAGUGGCUCGUCCGGAGUAUCGUCAACACCCACACCGAGCUACUCAAGCUUCCGCACCUUCGUCCAGCGCCAGCCAUCAAUAAGCUCUUGGGUAACCUUGUCGCCAUCUGCAGCGAGAUCCACGACCAAGAUAUUGUAGACAAGGCUGUGUUACCGUCUCUUAGACAGAUCUGUGCCCAGUCAGAAUCAUGUCUUGAGCUUCACUGGGCCGAACACAUUCUGGAAGGCCAGACCCAGCAAGAAGUCGUCGAGCGCCUCGAGAGUUUUCCAUACUAUGAGAACUAUGAGGAUUUGACCCGACUAGAAGUCUGCUCCAUCCUCUCGGCGACAAAAAAGGCACCGCGACGAGUUGCCUUCAUCGGCUCCGGCCCGCUCCCUCUCACCUCGCUAUGCCUUUUGCAGGCUCUCAAGAAUGAUGUGGCAGUGAGAAGCUUGACACAGCCAACCACCAACAACACCACCGCCACAGACAACGCAGCGAAUCAGGAGCCAAUUGUCCUCAACGUCGACUACGAUGAAGCGGCUAUCUCUGCGUCUCUCAAGUUGAGCCUUGCUCUGGGAGAGAGGGGGAAUGGAAUGGAAUUCAUCUGUGCUGAGGCAACCUCGGCUUCGGCGUCACGAGAUCUCAGCGAGUUUGACGUCGUGUACAUGGCUGCGUUGGUGGGAGUUACGCAGACAGACAAGGAGAAGAUCAUGCUGGAAGUGAUCAGUCGGAUGAGGAGAGGGGCGCUACUGGUUGUCCGCAGCAGUUGGGGCUUGAGGUCAUGCUUAUACCCAGAGGUCGACCUUGCAACUGAGACACUGCUGAAGAGGCUUGAGCCCUGUGUGGUAGUACAUCCCUAUAAUCAGGUGGUCAACUCAGUCAUCGUUGCGAGAGUGCGGUAG